This is a messenger RNA of Cornus florida, 4275 nucleotides long. RefSeq names its product putative disease resistance protein RGA1. Gene Ontology annotation, molecular function: protein binding. The record is from RefSeq and is a predicted model, not a curated record. The transcript is spliced from 6 exons. Lineage: Eukaryota; Viridiplantae; Streptophyta; Magnoliopsida; Cornales; Cornaceae. Bases 4 to 2052 code for a protein of 682 amino acids.
CAAAUGGAGGAUGUCGCACAUUUAUAUUUUAUGGAUUUGCUAAGGAGGUCCUUCUUUCAAGAUGUUGAAAUGAAUGUAUGGGGAAAUAUAAUAAGUUGUAAAAUGCAUGAUCUUAUCCAUGACCUUGCAAACCUAGUUGCUGGUCCACAAAGCUCCAUUGUGAAUUUGGAUGCACAAUAUGUUCCUCCAAAAAUCCGUCAUGUGUCAUUUGAUGUCCCCAGAGAUUCGUCAUGGGAAAUUCCAAUCCCAUUGUUUAAAGCUAACAAACUAAGAACAUUCUUUUUGCCAUAUCAAGGACAUUUUCGAAAGCUACAUGUUUCAGUGACCGUUCCAACUUUUUUAAGAUCACCAACUUCUAAAAGGUUACGUGUACUAGAUUUGCAUAACCUAGGGAUCACAACUUUACCGAGUUGCAUAAGUAAACUGAAACAAUUAAGGUAUCUUGAUCUUUCUAGAAAUUUUGAAAUCAAGACUUUGCCAAGUUCCGUUACCAAGUUGCAAAAUUUACGGACCCUAAAACUCAAUGGUUGUAGUAAGCUUGUAGAAUUGCCAAGGGAUAUAAGAAGAAUGGUCAGCCUUAGGCAUCUUGAGCUUGAGGAAUGUUAUGAUUUGACUUGUAUGCCGUUUGGACUGGGUGAAUUGACUUCUCUUCGGACUUUGAUGAUGUUCCGACUGCGUGAAGAACGUGAUGGUAUGAUUCCAGUCAAUGGCGGGUUGAGUGAACUUAGAGGCCUAAACAAUCUAAGGGGAAAUUUAAAGAUUCUCUCUUUGGGAUCACGGUGUUUGAAAAGCGCAACAUCAGAACAAACUGAAGAAGAAAACUACUUGAAGGGGAUGGAAUACCUCGACUCAUUGGAAUUAUGUUGGUUAAUUAGUAUCUGUCCUGGCAGGGAGUGCAUUCAUGAUUAUUACGAGUCAGUUCUUGAAGGUCUCCAGCCACACCAAAAUCUGAAAAAGCUGUUUAUUAGUGGGUACAUUGGUGUCAAGUUUCCAAGUUGGAUGAUGGUCAACAUUGGAUUGUCCCUCCCAAAUCUUGUCAAACUCGAUAUAAAAGGGUGCGGAUGGAAAUAUCUUCAACAGUUUGGGCAGCUUCCUUCUCUCCAAGUUCUUAAACUUAGUUUCUGUUCCCUGGAAUAUAUAGACAAUGGCGGCAGCAGUGGUGGUGUCGACAUGUCCCUUUGUUCUGUUUCAUAUUCAUCAAGUGCAACAUUCUUCCCAUCCCUGAGGUUUCUCUCACUCUGUCAGUUGGGUAGUCUGAAGGGAUGGUGGAGUGGUAAAGCAGAAGAACCAAUAACUAUGACAACAGCGGCAGACCAGCAGCAGCAACAUCUUUUUUCACUGCCAAUACUGCCAUCAUUUCCUCGUCUAUCUACAUUAUUCAUCAAUGUUUGUAAUAAGGUGACAUCAGUGCCCUUAAGUCCCCAUGUUGAAGAACUUAGACUCAGAUGGGUCAGCUGGAAGCUAGUACAUCAGUUAAUGAUGAUGUCAACCGCAACAAUCCCUAUGACAACAACAACAACAGUAAAAACACUGUCCUCAUCAUCUUCACCUGUUCCUCUUUCCAAAUUAAAGAUUUUGUGCAUCGAGGACGUUGUGGAUCUGGUUAGUCUGCCGGAGGAAGCAUUUCAAAACCUCACUUCUCUCCGGUAUCUUAAAAUUUCUGGUUGUAGGAGGCUAACUUCUCUGUCAAGACGUAUUCAACAUCUCACCGCCCUUGAGAGGCUGCAGCUCUAUGAUUGUAAUGAUUUGUCAAGUGAUGAUGAUGUCAUGCAAUUUCAAGGCCUUCAGAACCUAACUUCUCUCACGAUUGGUUCAAUUCAAAAGUCAGAGUCUCUUCCCAUAGGGCUUCAAUAUGUUACCACCUUACAAUCCCUAGAGAUUAGUCGGUGUGGUUUGAAGAGUCUACCGGAGUGGAUAUGCAACCUCACAUCACUUCAGAAAGUUGUCUGGUCCGAAUGCUGUUCAUUAACAUCACUGCCUGAAGGAAUGCGUCAACUUACUACAUCACAAGAACUGCGUAUCAGCUGUUGUCCCAAUUUUUUACGACAUUGAUGCCAUAAGGGAAAUGUUGGCUGUUCAGUUUGUGCAUGUGUUUUUGGAGUAGCUUGGAAAAUUGUGGGAUUUUAUGCCAUGGAUAUUUGGCAGCAUUCAGAAAGAGAGAAUCAUAAUAGAGAAAUAGAAAAUUGAAAGAAAGAAACGGAAGACACCCAAAGAUCUUUCCAUUGUUGAGAACCAAAGGAGCUAUUUAGUGGCAGCCAUAUGCACAGAUAGAAAGAGAGAAUCUAAUCCCCUCCACAGACUCUAUCUCCUUCAGAAGGUUUAAUAUUUCUCGGACGUAAAUUCUAUGUUUGCGAAUUCCAUGCCAAGUCUGAUAAGAAUCUGGUUGCAGGAAAUGGGACAUUGAGAUCAUUUUCAAGACAACAUUCAACAGUUAAAAGACGGUUAUGUACGGAAAAAUCUAGACUCUCUCGGGAGUACGAGUUUUUCAGCUGUUGAAUAUGGUAACGGAACCUACCUUAUAGAUGUCUCCAGGAUAUUGCAGAACUUCUUGUCAUGGUUGGUUAAACAAAUGAAGAAAACAAUUAUAAAGAUUAUACUGUCAAAAAACCAUAUAUGGAAUGCUUGAGAACAAAUGUUUUACGUUUGUAUUUGAUUUUAUGGCCAUUGAAUGCACUGGAUAUUAUUCAUUAUGCAUCUUGAAAUACAUGAAAUCAAGGUACAGGAAACAAAGAAUUAUUGUUAUUAACUAUCCUAAUAGUUGCAUUCUUAAUGCGUGGCAUGUAACACAAAAAGGAAGCCAUUUUCGUGAGUAGGGUUAUGUUUGAGAUGCAAUGAAUAUCAAUUAGGAGUUAUAAGCUACUUCACUUGAGCCAAACAUUAAGCAUGCUACAACUGAACUGCUGGUUACAGGUAACAAAGCACCAUAUAUUUGGUUAAUGGGAUUCCAUUUUUGUUUCUUUGAUUCACCUGAUUUCUACAUUAUUGUCUCCUCACCCGAGCUCUAUGCAGUUAACCAUGUAUGGAAUGCUUCAGGGCAUUUGCUUUAUGUUUGCAUUUGAUUAUGAAAUGCUUAUAGCCAUUGAAUUCACUCGAUAGUAUUCACUAUGCAUGCUGUAAUUGAAUUGCAGGUUACGGGUAACAAACAAAGCACCAUAUAUUUGGUUUAAUGGCUUCCAUUUUUGUUUCUUUGAGGUCAUUCUAUUUGUAAUGUCUGUAAUUUAAAAAAAAAAAAAAAAAAAAAAAAAAAAAAAAAAAAGGUGGGACCCACUAAUGUUUUAAGUGGUCAUAAGACCACGUUUUUGAAAGCUCUGUAAUCUCAUUCUCUCUUCUCCCGUCUCUGUCUGUAUCUCUCUCGGCUUUUUGUUUUUUUUUUUUAGUUUACAAAUUCAAGUCUUGAUUAAUACCUCAUCUCUUAUCGGAUUAAGGUGCCGUUUGAGGCAAAACGAAGCCCACGACGAGCUCUACGCAUCCAUACCAUCAAUUUCAGUUUUUGUGCACCCUUUGGAUUUCGAAAUUCAAGACCCAUUUCAAGGGUUUUGUGCAAUCUUGAGGUAGGGGCUUCCUAAUUCACAUUUUUCUUGCACCCUUGUCUUGGAAAUGAACCGGUGGACAACAAUCCACCUCAAGCUUGAAAAUUGUUAGAAGGUUGUUUGCUAUUUUGUAUUUUGACCAUUCUAUGUAUACUCAUAGUUGUGGAAAUGUAACUAAGUUAGUAUUCAUGGCCUUGUAACUUAAGAACGAAUUUAUCUUUUGUUUGAUGUAAAUGAAACUAAUGGAAUUGUGGUAUAUAUUUCCAUGCAAUUGUAUCAUGUAACGUUGUAAGACAGGGACUUUAGAUCUUAACCAUGUAUUUUGGGACUGUAAUUAUGAUAAGUUAGAUUAAUUGGUGUGUGGAUGUUCCACCAUGAGAGGAACUAUAUUGAGGUAUAAUGAAUUGAUGAAUGGAAUGUUGGAUUAUACUAUGUGUUUUGUGUAUUGGGACAGGUUGUUAAAGGACCAUUUUUAAGGGAGGUUAUGCGAAAUUUUUAAAAUUUUGGCAUCAGCUUGGGUCGUUACACUAUUUAUUGGUUAUAGUCUCCUCUGUGCUGUCCUUUCAAUAUUUCAUACAAAUGUUUUUCAAACGACUUUUAUUAACACAUUUACUAGUUCAUAAAAUGCAAAAUAUAUUUUUCACUUGCCAUAUGAUCCUUGCUUUAAUUUGAUGAAGCAAUCAAAAGUUUUGAUCUUACAUAUAAAUUAAACUAUUAGCUCAAUUUAAUCACUCUUACGAUGGUA